Molecule: messenger RNA, 1548 nt
Organism: Lytechinus pictus (painted urchin)
Lineage: Eukaryota; Metazoa; Echinodermata; Echinoidea; Temnopleuroida; Toxopneustidae
Exons: 8
Coding region: 1-1548 (515 amino acids)
Biological process (GO): netrin-activated signaling pathway
Cellular component (GO): membrane
Molecular function (GO): netrin receptor activity
Source: RefSeq, a predicted model, not a curated record
AUGGUUGACCAAAGAAAUGAUGAGAACAGUGAUGAUGUGACCCCUCUUGAACCGGACGUGAAUCCUGACUCAUCACCUCAAGAACCAGAAAAGGAUGAAGAUGAAGAGAAUGAAGAUUGGAAGAUCAUCGAAUACUCAGAUUCAGACAAAGAUCAAACUAUUGUCGAUAUCGACGGGUAUGGAGGUUCACCUAGUAAUUCAGAACUGUGUACAGUCGUUCAUCCGGUGGCGAAUGUCACGUUGGCCUUAGAACUAGCUAAAGCUCUUCGUUUGGACGUUAAUGACAUCAUAGUUCUCAUUGCUCCUCACGACCCUGCAUUAAUGGAGAGAUUAGCAUGGCAACUCCUUCAUCAAUUGUGUAGACGUCUACGAAGACAGGAAAAGGAAGAGAAGGUGUCUACGCUUCUUCAAGGAUACAACAUCGAAGACGCACAAACAGGCAUUGGUGAAAUCUGUGCCAAAAUUCGGACUACUCCAGACCUCAUCGACCUCUCUCAAAGGUUGGAUCUGCCAGCUUCUGAAAUUCUUCAGGUGAUGGCUUCAUCUUUGACCUUUGAACCUGCCUCGAUACGACGGGUGGUACUAAAAAUGCUUCAGAAAUGGGCCGAACAAGGAGGAACAAGGCUGAGGUUGCUUGAAAUGGUUCAAGCUUUUAAUUUCAUCGAUGCUGCAGAACACAUAGCCAGAGCAAUACCAAACCACCCAGGUUUCUUGGAUCAUUUCACACAUGGCAUCAUUGAUCAUGAUGGUGGAGACCUGACGCUAAAGGAACCUGAUAUACGGGUAUCUAUUCCUUCAGGAGCGAUCCUCAAAGGAAUGAGAUCAGUCGUUACUCUCACGAUCUUACAAGGAAGUUCGUCCAAGUUUCCCCUGGAUCCUGGCGAGGUUCUUAUAACACCGACCAUCCGAUGUUCCUCCAACCAUGAUCUUCUCAGAUCUGCAACUGUAGUGCUUCCACACUACAUUGCUUCAGAUCAAUACCAGCAGAAGAAGAAAGACUUGUGUGUGAAGCUAUAUAGCAAAAUAGGACCAGGAGAAUUUGGUUACAGGACUUUGCUUCCUGAAUCGUCGAAGGGUAUUGAGAUCUCAGAAGACAGGGUUACCUUCUCGACACGUCAUCUUCAAUACUUUGCUCUGUCUUCAAACGAUAUUCAUGGAGUUCAGUUCAUCUGUGAAGUAUCACAGCCUAUGUUCAUGAGCAACAUCCAGCAUCCCAAUCUUCUAAUCUACAUAGCACAUCCUUGCAACACUACAAGUGUAAGAGGACAGAAUUAUAGCUUAUCAGAACCAUUCUAUGAAGUCACGACUGUAAUCAAAUUCAAUCUGGAAUCUGCUGAAGAUGACAUCAAGAUUUCAUGUCUAACUGGCUCAGAGAAGACCCAAGAAACUGUUCAUGCGUGUUCCCUACUAUCUGGAGGUUGUAAUACUAUCAACAUCAAUCUGCCGCCCUCAACCAAUGAUAAGAUUGUUCGUGUUUCCAUUGAGCAAGGCCUGGGGCUGGUCAAACUCGCAGAACAAGAAGUUAAUAUCCGUAAAGAAGGUAUGUGA